Molecule: messenger RNA, 1845 nt
Organism: Ylistrum balloti
Lineage: Eukaryota; Metazoa; Mollusca; Bivalvia; Pectinida; Pectinidae
Product: zinc finger protein 239-like
Exons: 1
Coding region: 301-1083 (260 amino acids)
Biological process (GO): regulation of DNA-templated transcription
Molecular function (GO): DNA-binding transcription factor activity, RNA polymerase II-specific; RNA polymerase II cis-regulatory region sequence-specific DNA binding
Source: RefSeq, a predicted model, not a curated record
CCUACCCAUUGGAGAUGUUAAAUUCCAGAGCUUGGUUAUAAGAUGCAGAAAAGUGUGUACAAGACUGACUUAAGAACACAAAACAGAUUUCCUCCAAGAAGAAUGAUCAUAAAUCUCAACAAAUGUGCACUUAAAUUAGAUCUUCAGCAUUCAGUAUCAUUCCCUUUCAAAGACAAAAGCAUCAGUGAUGGAUGGUUUUCAUAAUGAUAUUGGUGCACAACCAAGUAGGACUUAAGUGACUUCAAAAUAUUGAAAUCACUGUAAGGAUUAAGUAGACCACUUGACAAAGAUAAAUUUUGAAUGAUGCCUGCUACCGAGACAGUCUACAAGUGUGGUGUGUGUAGUAAGUUAUUCGAUGAGUUGUCAAGCCUACAGAUCCAUCUCGAGACACAUCUAGACCAGACAGGCUUCAUAUGUGAUAUCUGUGAUAAAAAGUUCAAUGAUCCUCAUAACCUACGGAGACACAAACAGACACAUACAGGUGAGAGGUCAUACAAGUGCGGGGAAUGUGAAAAGUUGUUUUCUAACCAAAACAAUUUGAAGACACACUUGCGGACACAUACAGGAGAAAAACCAUACCAAUGUGAUAUUUGUAGUAAAGCAUUUAGUGAUUUAUCUCCCCUACAAUACCAUCUCAAGAUCCACACAGGAGAGAAGCCCUACAUAUGUGAUAUAUGCCAAAAAGGGUUUAGUAGUGCCUCUAGUUUAAAAAGACACCUCAGAGUCCAUACUGGAGAGAAACCAUACAAAUGUGACAUUUGUAGUAAGGCAUUUAGUGAUUUGUCUCACAGACAAUACCAUCUCAAGAUACACACAGGAGAGAAGCUUUACACAUGUAACGAGUGUCAAAAGGGGUUUGGUAGUGCGUCUAGUUUAAAAAGACACCUUAGAGUCCAUACUGGAGAGAAACCAUACAAAUGUGGCAUUUGUAAUAAAAUGUUUAGUGAUUUAUCUCCUCUACAAUACCACCUCAGAAUACACUCAGGAGAGAAGCCCUACACGUGUGAUACAUGUCAGAAAAUGUUUAGCAGUGCGCAUAGUUUAAAAAGACACCUCAGACUCCAUACUGAACAGGAACAGUAGAAAGAAGAGAUCUAUACAGACACUUAGUUUUUUAUCUUUCCUGCAACACCACCUCAUGAUACAGUACAAUAUCAACAGAAGUUGUUUAUAGAUUUUGAUACAUACAGUUGACCCCUGUGACCUUGAAAGUGGGUGGAAGUCAUUCUUUGGAACACAUACAUGGUGACUCUUAUUCCUACGUUUGCAAACCUUAACAAAUUUGACUCUUGUGACUUUGAAAUGGUCAAGUUCAUUCAAAUUCCUUGAAACAAACUUGGUAGUCUUUCACCCUAGCAUGAACUUACCUGCAUACCAUUGCACAAGCUCAAUUUGACUUUGUGCAGGUAGGCCGAAUCGUCAUCUAUUUGUGUAAAAGCAUUUCACCUUUAAAUUCUUUACUUGACAUUUAGAAUUAGUGAAUUUGAAUAGUGCAUGUAAUUGAAAAUCUUGCUCUUCAUAAUUCAAACCGAAUACACAAUCAGAUAUUGGGUGACAACUCAAUUGUUUACUGGCAAUCAAUUCAAAUGACUAUAAUUGUAUGAGUGUAUGAGGUAGUCAUAUAUGCUUAGGAAUUAAUUUUUGUUAAUUUUUACUUUGUUUUGUGGUAAAUAUUUUAUGUAAAUUGUACAUGUCGUUAUGUAUGUUUGAAAGAAAACUUUAUUCAGAACUAUUUCAUCAGUUCAAUACAAACUAGUGUGUGUGUGCUUUAUGAUUCUUGCUGAAUGACUAAAAAAGUGUGUGUUGCUGUCAUCAAUUGUAAUGAGAUUGAACUGAAAAUAAACA